Ceratina calcarata is the source of this 1933-nucleotide messenger RNA. It is a transcript of the gene park, whose product is annotated as E3 ubiquitin-protein ligase parkin. Lineage: Eukaryota; Metazoa; Arthropoda; Insecta; Hymenoptera; Apidae. The transcript is spliced from 8 exons. Gene Ontology annotation, cellular component: cytosol; mitochondrion. Gene Ontology annotation, biological process: protein ubiquitination. The record is from RefSeq and is a predicted model, not a curated record. Gene Ontology annotation, molecular function: ubiquitin-protein transferase activity; zinc ion binding; protein binding. The coding region runs from base 23 to 1510 and encodes 495 amino acids.
GAACAAGCGACGUACGAACAUUAUGAGUUUCUUUUUCGACUUCAUACGAGACGUAUUCCUUAGGAUGUUAGAAUUAAUUUGGUUCGGUAAGCGGAACAUAACAAAUUCGCUGAGCAUAUACGUAAAAACCAACACGGGAAACACGCUUGCCGUUAAUCUAGAUCCAAAAUGGGAUAUAAAGAAUGUGAAAGAAAUAGUUGCAUCUCAAAUGGGAAUAUCACCUGAGGACAUAAAAAUAAUAUUUGCGGGAAAAGAGUUACAUAAUUCGACGAUAAUAGAGGAAUGUGAUUUGGGCCAGCAAAGUGUACUACAUGCUAUUCGAACUACAUCCCAGAGAUUAAACAAAAGUAAAGAGUCAAACGUAUUUGAUGAAUCUGCUGAAAUAUCUGAAUUAAAUGACACUGGUGGGAAGCCCAUGAAUGAAACUCUGACUGAUCUACCUUUCGAUGAAUCAGAUCCACAAGAGAAUUCUUCCAUGGAAGAGAAACCAAGAGAAAACAGAGCACAUUUUUUCGUAUAUUGUUCGACACCAUGCAGAACUGUGACUGUUGGCAAAUUAAGAGUAAGAUGUGCCACGUGCAAUAGCGGUGCAGUCACAGUGGACAGAGAUCCUCAGUGCUGGCCAGACGUAUUACAGCCGAAAAGAAUAACGGUUCAUUGUGAAAACGAUUUCUGUCCAGCACCUGGAUCUGUCUCGAAUGAUGACACUGAAUCUCAAGUCUUGUAUGCACGAUUUUAUUUUAAAUGUGGGAAACACGCUAGCCUGGGAGAAAAAGACGAAGCAGUUCCUCUUUACCUCAUAAAACCGAACUUGGCAAAAAUACCAUGUCUCGCUUGCACAGACGUCAGAGACAUGGUAUUGGUUUUCCCUUGCGAGGCUGGUCAUGUAACUUGCCUCGAUUGCUUCAAGGAGUAUUGUUCGGUUCGAUUGAGAGAACGUCAGUUUCAAUUUGACGACACCAAGGGCUAUUACACGCUUCCAUGUCCAGCAGGCUGUGCAAAUUCUUUUAUCCCGGAAGUACAUCAUUUUCAUCUUCUUAAUCCUGAACAGUACGAGCAGUAUCAGAAAUUCAGUACAGAGGAAUAUGUUUUACGUGCUGGCGGAUUUCUGUGUCCUAGACCAGAUUGUGGUAUGGGUAUUAUACCGGAGUCUCCGGACGAUGGUAGUGAGGAAUGUAGAAGAAUUCAAUGUUUUGGAGGUUGUGGGUACGUCUUUUGUAGAAGAUGUUUACAAGGCUACCAUCUAGGAGAAUGCGAAUCGCAACCGUCUGAAUCUAAUAACGGGACAUGGAAAUCUGGGUACUCCGUCGAUCCAGUGAGAUGGGAUGAAGCUAGUAAAAAGACAAUAAAAAUCUCGACAAAACCGUGUCCGAAAUGUAGAACACCUACUGAGAGAGAUGGAGGAUGUAUGCACAUGGUUUGCACUAGAGCGGGGUGCGGUUAUCACUGGUGUUGGGUGUGUCAAACGGAAUGGACAAGAGAUUGUAUGGGUAAUCACUGGUUUGGAUAAUUUUGAUCAUCGCGUGAUACGAUCAGAACAUUGCUUUUUAUAAAUGUAAAGGAGAAGAGAAUUAGAAGUACAAAAUUAAAUAACUUGUAUUUAAUAUAACAUAUAGGAAUAGAUUGUAUAGAUUGAAUUGCAUUCAGAAAGGAAAAAUAGCAUUUCUACGUAUUUUUCCAUUCUACUAUUCUAUUAGUCAUGUACAGAUCAAGAAUUUAUUAAAUCCCUUAUUUGCUUUGUAAAAAUUUUGCUGAUCACUACCUUAUUAAAUUAUAAUCAUUGUGUGUAGUAAAUACAAGUUUAUAUUUGUAUAUUAGAAUGCCUUCAAUCUUUCUUGUGUAAAGGUACCUGUACAGCACUUUUGAAUAAAUUAUGUAUAUCAUUUCCGAGCUAAUCGUCUGACAAUUAAAUCUUCGAGGAAGUUGAAACGUU